AACCCAACUCUCUCUCUCUACAAACCGACCUCACGUUCUUUCUCUAAUACUCUUCGGUCUCUAUCCUUCUGAGUUUGCAAACCCUCGUUUCUCCUCUUUCUCAGUUGCAGAAAGUCUUCAAGUACCAAACCAGAGCCAUGGCUCGAGUGAUUGGGCUCGCCAUGUUUGUAUCCAUGACUCUCCUGAUCCUUCUGUCAUUUGAAUUGGAUGCUCAGGCUGAGGCCGAGGUCUCGAGCAUGGGCUCGUCCAUGGACGCGCUCGAAUGGGGCCUUUCGAGCUACAAUGGCGACGAAAUGAGUUCUGGUUUUGAUGAAGUAGGAGAAGAAGGAGAAUGGGCUCGAAGGUCUCUUUAUUGGAGGAUAGUCCAUUACUAUAUCAGCUAUGGUGCUCUUUCAGCUAACAGGAUCCCUUGUCCUCCAAGGUCUGGAAGGUCUUAUUAUACCCACAACUGUUACAAGGCCAGGGGCCCUGUUAGGCCUUAUCACAGGGGUUGCAAUGCCAUUACAGGAUGUAGCAGGGACGUCUCUUAGUCUUUUCAUUUUUUCCACCUCUCUCUCUCUCUCUCUAGAUGCUGCAUUGUGGCUUGAUGUUCUCUCUCUUACCCACCACCUGCAUUCAUAGGUUUAAUUUCUUUAUUUUCUGCAUUUUUUUUUCAAUCUCUUUUUCUCUGCAAAUCCAUGGUUUUACUCUGUGCCCCUCUCUCUUGCAUCAUGGGUUUAUCUUUCAGAUAAACCUCUAUUACAUUCUCUCUCUAAUACUGAACGAUCUAAUGUGUUAUGAGAAUGCCCUUUAUUUAUUUCAGGCUUUCAUUUGAUGGGUUAGCUGGGUUCGAACCCAUUAUCUUAAGGUUGCAGCAUUGAGUGGGCUGCUGUUGAGCUGUGGGCUUGAAACUUGUAUUGCUUAUAUUUAUUUGAUAAAAUAAAUGAUUGUCUGCAUUGUAGUGUUUCCGGAUAGAGGAAGCCCAUGUGGUUCUCUUUCAUCUUAUGAAUGUGAGAUUUAUUUUCCUGGCA
Molecule: messenger RNA, 1010 nt
Organism: Amborella trichopoda
Lineage: Eukaryota; Viridiplantae; Streptophyta; Magnoliopsida; Amborellales; Amborellaceae
Source: RefSeq, a predicted model, not a curated record